CAAGUUCACUAACAAGUCGUCAUAGCACCUCCCAGUGCUACCGCGCACAUACCAGGAGAGCUUACAGGCUGAAACAGCAAACUUUUCUCUAUCCCUACACGUGAACUGUAAUUUAAUAUUUGUGUUCAUGACGGUAAUUUGAGAAUAACCUCACGUUUCUUUUGUUUCCCAAAUGGUUUCAGUCAACGUUGUUCUCAAAGACACGCAGCGCCCUUUGCGUUAAGCUAUAACUUUAGCUAGCCAAGAUAUGCUUACUGCUGUGCGGUGUAUGCUGUCUAAGCUGGUUUCUCCAUUGUGGAGAGCAGUAGAGGUGAAUGGAGAAGACAUUUUCUCCGGUGCAUCAGGCACGGAGGACAUUCGUCACCUGCGGGGCAGUGUGGUAACCCAGCUGUGCCUUGACUAUGGCAUGAUAGACGAUGUGAUCUACUUCACAAGUGGAGAGGUGUUGGGAGGGACGCCAGUCAAAGUAGGGGAUCUUGUAAACGGCGUAGCGGUACGAGAUGGUGCCCAAGGAGGAUGGAAAGCUUUAAGGGUAGAGAAGAUUGCAGAUGCUUGGGAAGAUGGCGGAAGACCCUCCCUAGAAGCUGACAGUAUGCAGCUGCGGCCCCUCAUUGGCACAGUCACAUCUUUUGAUGGAGAUGGCGGCUACAUAAACCAGACCACAUACUUCCCACGCUACAGUCUUUGGGAAGGUUAUGAGCCAAUGAAAGGUGACUGGGUCCAAGCAAAAUAUACUAUCAGUCCUACCCAGUGGACCACCCAGGCUCAUUCUGUGGCCCCUUUACGCUAUUGCCGCCUAGACCAGGUUCAUGUGACCAGCAUGUAUGGUAACAACGGAGUGGUGGAGGACAGUGUGUUCUUCAGUCUAGACUCUUUGCUGCUGCCAGCCAACUACCAGCCUUUGCCAGGGCACCUGGUCAACCUUGUGAUGGUGGAGAGUAGUCAGUCACUCUACACUUGGAGGGCCCUGUGUAUGGCACCAUGCCAACAGAGUGUAAAUGUUUCUGCUAAACCUCUGCCAGAGGCUGAACUCCAGAGCCUUUUGGAAAACAAAGGGGAUCUGCAUGUAACGGACUAUGGCCAGUUUGGGGAACUGAUGAUUGGGGAGAAAAGAGAACUGGUGUUGUGGAUACAAAAUCAAGGUUCCGAUACCCAGACCCUUAAGUGCUGUGACUUUGCUGGCUUGGACUCAGAAGAACAGUUCACCCUGGUUAGUGUCAAAGGGUCUGCACCAUCGAGACAGAAACAACAGCAGUUGCAAGAAAACAGCUCUGAUGUAAAAGAAGUAGACAAAGAUAAUGGCAAGGUGCUGAAGGAGACUAUCCAUUCUCCUGGCAUAAGGCGAGAGGAGAGGGAGGUGGAUAUUCCACCAGGAGAGAGGCUGUCUGUUGUAGUAGCCUGCCAAGCAAAGAGCCUGGGAAGCUGUGCUGAACUACUGUUGCUGCACUUCUCCUCUUUCACCAUCGGGAGGCGCCUAGAGGUCACUGUCGGCAGUGAAGAGGGAAAUUUGCUGCAGCCGUCUGUGCCCUACAGCCCCAGUGAUGUGCGGCAAGUCUCAACGAUUCCAGGUCACGUGGUCACUGUUUCUGCUCCAAAAGAACCCCCAAGGCUUUCUAAGCGACGGUUGCCAAGCUUCCUGCAACACUACCCACUGCCCCAGGCUCUCAGAGACUGUGUGGAGUCGACGAAUGACGUGCUAGUAUUUCAGCCCUGCUUAGGAGAGGUGCUGUCACCAUGCAACAUGCAUUCACGUUUCUCCGCCCUUCUCUGGCUGGAAGAGCUGCAUGCAGAGAGUGAAAUGAGGGAAUUCACAAUCAGCGGGGCCCUUCUCAGGAAAGGAGCAGGCUAUCUGCACCUAGAUGUUCCUGGGUUAGCUGAAGGCAGACCCAGUCUCAAUAUUGGUGACAGAAUAGUUCUGAAGAAACCACAGAGCAACGGUGUGGUAAUGGAGUUUGUUAGUUAUGUCACAGAGAUCCAUGAUGAGAAUGUGAGUUUGAGAGUGAACUCAGAGUUUCAGGACAGAUACCUCGGAGAGCCACUUGAUAUUGAAUUUACUUACAACAGAUUGACCAUGAGAAGGUGUCACAACGCACUUGACCAGUCAAAACAGAUUGUGGACAUUCUCUUCCCUACUACAGUGACUCUUCAACCCCCUCAGUGGACAGGGGAGUGGAUAGAGGAGCUGGACCAAAACAAAAUGAUGAAUGACAAUGAGGCUCCAGCCAUGGAGAAUGGAAAGUUGUCAACCAUUUCUAUCGAUAUGAAGUCAAAGGCCACACAGACUAAAGAUGGUAUCCUGCCAUCUAAGCCCAUCCCCAGCAAAGGGCACUUCUUUAACCCGGACCUCAACCCCCCUCAGAGAGAGGCAGUGAAGAGGAUCCUGGCAGGAGAGUGUCGGCCCACUCCCUAUGUGCUGUUUGGACCGCCAGGCACAGGAAAGACCAUCACCCUCAUAGAGGCCAUACUACAGGUUUACCACUUUGUGCCCAGCAGUCGCGUACUCGUUUGUACUCCUUCCAACAGUGCUGCUGACCUCAUCUGCAUCCGCCUGCAUCACAGUGGCUUCCUGCAUUCUGCAAGCUUGGCUCGUGUUAAUGCAUCCUGUAGGCAGGAAGAGGCCAUACCAGAAGUGCUGAGAUUGUACUCGAGGGCAGGAGAAGACAUCCGUCAUGCUUGCUUCAACAGGAUUGUGGUCAGCACCUGCUCCAGUGCUGGGAUGUUCCAAAAUAUGCGACUGCAAGUGGGACAUUUUACCCAUGUGUUUCUGGAUGAAGCCGGCCAGGCUACAGAACCAGAGUCCUUGAUCCCCAUAAGUCUUGUAUCAGAAAAAGACGGACAGAUAGUGUUGGCUGGAGACCCUUGUCAGUUAGGUCCAGUAGUGAAAUCCAAGCUGGCUGCUGCCUUUGGCCUGGGGGUGUCUUUGUUGGAGAGGCUGAUGGCCAACCCGCUGUAUUCCAGACAUGACUGGGGAUACAACCCUAAGCUGGUGACUAAGCUGAUCUACAACUACCGUUCUCAUGAGGCCUUGCUCACGCUGCCCUCCAAGCUCUUCUAUCAGGGUGAACUGUGUUUUAAAGCCUCCAAGGACAUAGUAGAGUCUCUCUGCCAGUGGAAAACCCUGCCCAAAAAAGACUUCCCACUCCUGUACCAUGGAGUCAGGGGUACAGAAAUGAGGGAAGGUAACAACCCAUCAUGGUUCAACCCAGUGGAGGCUGUACAGGUCAUGCUCUACUGCUGCCAGCUGGCCAAGAAGCUCUACAACCCUGUAGAUGUCUUGGACAUCGGUAUCAUUGCUCCAUACAAGAAACAAUGUGAGAAGAUUCGAGUGCUGCUGGGUAAGGUGGGCUUGUCUGACAUCAAAGUGGGCUCUGUGGAGGAGUUCCAAGGACAAGAGUUCCUGGUCAUCAUCUUGUCAACGGUGCGCUCUAAUGAAUCACUGGAUAGCGAUGAUUUGCAGAAUAUGCUCGGCUUUCUGUCCAACCCCAAACGCUUCAAUGUCGCCAUCACUCGUCCCAAAGCCCUUCUCAUAAUUGUUGGAAACCCCCACAUUCUCAUCAAGGAUCCAUGCUUCAGGGUUCUACUGCAGUACUGUUUCAUCAACGGGGCGUAUCUGGGCUGCGACCCCCCUCCAUCCUUGAGAGAGACUCAGAUUGUUGCAGAGGAGAAAAAGAGUGCAUAAUACAAGGAUGAUGUAGUCAUAGAAGGUAUACCUCUGCACCCUCAACCUGUUAUCAUGCUCUCAGGUUUUGUCCUCUUUACAUUUCCUUGGCUUCUCUCUGUUGACUCUUGAGCUGCAGCUGUCUAGAUCAGUGUUACAGCUUAAUUGGGUUGAAAAAGGGAAACAUCAUGUUUCUGUCAAAGCUAAAUACAGUUCCAUUCUGGGAUAGAAAUAGAGAUGAUGCUCAUGUACUACACAAUUAUUUCUGUGUCCUGUGAUUAUUAAGAUGAUGUGCUUGACUGUGCAUAAGAUUUUUCAAUUAAACUGUCACAGAUUAUUGGUAAA
Messenger RNA from Acanthopagrus latus (yellowfin seabream), 4003 nucleotides. It is a transcript of the gene mov10l1, whose product is annotated as Mov10 like RISC complex RNA helicase 1. The coding region runs from base 248 to 3679 and encodes 1143 amino acids. NCBI's taxonomy places the organism in Eukaryota, Metazoa, Chordata, Actinopteri, Spariformes, Sparidae. The record is from RefSeq and is a predicted model, not a curated record. Gene Ontology annotation, molecular function: helicase activity. The transcript has 27 exons.